Molecule: messenger RNA, 2792 nt
Organism: Pygocentrus nattereri (red-bellied piranha)
Lineage: Eukaryota; Metazoa; Chordata; Actinopteri; Characiformes; Serrasalmidae
Gene: wdsub1
Product: WD repeat, sterile alpha motif and U-box domain containing 1
Exons: 13
Coding region: 279-1802 (507 amino acids)
Biological process (GO): protein ubiquitination
Molecular function (GO): ubiquitin-protein transferase activity; protein binding
Source: RefSeq, a predicted model, not a curated record
GACCGUUCUGUUAGUGCGUUAAAGCUUCUGUAAAAGCUGAAAUACUUGCGCUAGGUUCUCUAGAAUGAAGCUGAAAUCAGCUUCUUAUUCGUCAGCUUCUUGUUGGAAUUGUUCCGUUCCACCUUAAAUGCUGCAAACAUCAAAGCCAUGUUCUCCAGUAAAGGAACCCGAGCCGCUGGCGCUGGCGGGAUGAUGGCUAAAGGGCUCAGGGCCACCGCUAUGACCGCUCCAUUUGACCCUCCUCGGUGCUCAGACUGGAAACAAAUGUAUUUGUAUAUAUGCCUGUAGAGCGGAUCUGGCGAGGGACCAGACAGUGCCUGCUCAAAAUGGUGUCUCUUAUCUGCACCUUGCAAAGCCAUCGUGAUGAUGUGAACUGGUGCACAUUCUCCUCCUCCCUGCUGGCCACCUGCUCGGCAGAUAAGACCAUCCGAGUCUACUCUACCCAAGACUUCACGGAGCUGCCCUUCUCGCCGCUGUCUGGACACGGUUAUGGAGUCCACUGUUGCUGCUUCAGCCCCUGUGGUCAGUACCUGGCUUCUUGCUCCACUGACGCCACCACAGUGGUGUGGGCGAUGGACACCGGAGAGAUCGAGGCUGUGUUGGAGCAUCCAGGCAGGAGCCCAGUCAGGGUGUGUGCUUUUUCACCCGAUUCCUCCUGGCUAGUGUCCGGUGCAUCAGAUGGAACCCUGGCCUUGUGGGAUUUCCCCUCAAGAACUCUGUGCAGGAUGGGUGCAGUGCCCGACACCACAAUGGUGGCCUGUUCCUUCACCCCCUGCAGCCAGCUCUUUGCCACAGGCUCAACGUAUGGAGACUUGCGCAUCUGGGACCUGAACAUGAACCAGCUCCACGCUGAAAAAUAUGCCCACGACCUUGGGGUUACCUGCUGCCAGUUUUCUCCACAGAUAAUGAAGUAUGGUCAUGUGGUCCAGUUCCGAUUGGCAUCCUGUGGUCAGGACAGCUUAUUAAAGAUUUGGAUUAUUUCUCGGACCUCCUCUCCAGGUUGUAAGAUGCAGCUGGUACACACACUCUCUGGCCAGUGUGCUACAGUCCUGUCCUGCGCCUACUCUACAGAUGGGCAACUUUUAGUGUCAGGGUCUAUGGAUAAGACUGUUGCAGUAUACGAAGCUAAUAACGGUAUCUUGCUCUAUACUUUGAACCAGCAUGAGAGGUAUGUGACCAGCUGUGCCUUCUCACCUACUGCCCCGCUCAUAGCCUCCGGCUCCAUGGACAAGACAGUCAAUGUGUGGAGGGUGGAGGAUGGCAGCAGUGGUCAUGCGUCUGGACCUAAAGGCAAAUCUCUUCCAAAUGAAGCUGCUUCUGCCUCACACGAAGCAGGCAAGAAAUGGCCCGGUCACUCCAGGCUGACGGUGAGUGAGUGGUCAGAGGACGAUGUGUCAUCCUGGUUAUUGGAGGAGGGGCUGGAGAGCCUUGUUGACACAUUUAAGGCCAAUAACAUUGAUGGUGCAGAGCUGCUCUCGCUCAGUAAGGAAAGCCUCAGCUCGGACCUUCAUAUAGAGUCACUGGGCUUGCGCAGCAAGGUUCUGCGGAAGAUUGAGGAGUUGAAAAUGGCACCAGUGUCCAACGGAAUUCCCGAUGAGUUUCUCUGCCCAAUCACACACGAGAUCAUGAAGGACCCAGUAAUUGCUGCAGACGGGUAUUCAUAUGAGCGGGAGGCCAUCGAGAGCUGGAUCAACACCAAGAGUCGCUCAAGUCCCAUGACCAACCUGACACUGCAAACCACGCUGCUCACCCCCAACCGAACCCUCAAAAUGGCCAUCUGCCGCUGGACCAGCAGCCAGUGACGCUCCAUGUUCUCUUCCACAGGUCCACAAUCCUGAACUCCAGCAGUGUCACUCAAAAUGACUGCGCCAUCGCCUAAUAUUAACUGCAGCAUUUUCAAUAGAGAUUAAAGAAUUAGGCCUGCAGAUGUGCAGCUGUAGGCGGAAGUUCAAUGAGGCCACUCAACCCACUCUGCUUUGGAGCUUUCCCGAGCAUGCUACAUACGAUCGAUGAUCCUCAAGGCCACUCCAACUUCUCCGCUGUAGAGCAGCUUAUCACUAAAUCCGCAAGCUCAAACACAAGAGCGGAAGUGCCAGGCCCAGUCAAACAGGACCGCUAGCUUCCAGCGCAGUUGAGUCAGGUAAUUAAAGCUGUAUUUGGGAUGUUGGGAACUAGCUAAGAGCGUAAAUAUGGAUUAGUUGGAGAUCUUGAAACUAGCGUUGAGUUACGUGUGCGACGCCGCCCUCCUGCAAUUCACCUCUACGAACUGAAUGUCUUAACUCAAAUUCCCAAAAUUUAGCACUGAGCAUAGUUUCUCAUUAACACAUGGUAUAAUGUAAAUGUACCAUGCUGGCAAGUAUUUGAGUCCUUGUAAUGUGCAUGCAGAAGGCAAGAAGGCAAGUCCUGAGCAUGCUGGACUCUGCACAGUGUGGCACAGCAGGUCUUCUUGUUUUUUGGUGGCCUGGUUGUUUCUUAAGUAUCACAUAUACUUGCCUAAAUAUCUUUGCUAUGUACACUGCUGAUGUACUGUGUAUGUUUGACUGAAAUAACCUUUAGCCUAUAUAAUGACUAUUUUCCUUUGUGCUAUAUUUUAUCACUAGCUACAACAGAUGGGUGGUGAAGCUGAAGAUAUGUAGCGUAAAAGCGAUGUGUAAAUGCACAGAGUGAAAUGCAGUGAAAUGCAGUGGAAUGCGGUUUUGCACAGAAUGCCUUUCACAGAUUAAUGAAUGCGUAUAAAACAGUAGUUGAAUAUCAUUUACCGGAAGGCAAUUUUAAUAAAACAUAAAACCCAA